UCACCGGUAGAACACCCAAGUUGGCGACGAUUUUGAACUCCGUUAAAACGGCAGUCCGCCGUGCGAACGUCAGAUUCGUCUUCCAGCGCGGAUCGGAACGCGAGUAAAUAAAUUCUUCUGCGUGCUUUUCUCAGCAAAGUACAUGGUUGUUGAGUCGCACGCGACUCGAAAACUCGUGAGGGCCAGAUUUCGUUGUUUUCGAAUCAUCGCUUAUGGAACACUCGAUUGUUGUCCGUUGCAACAUUUUCACAUCAUGUUUCUAACAUCAUUCCUAUGACAGUGCCGAUAUUUUCUGUGUCGUUCUAACAAUGAUCCAUGGCGUUCAUUGUAUAUUAUAUUAUUUGCCAUGCGCAUGAUGUGUUAGACAUAACAACAAUGGGGCAAGGAGGUUAAUGCCUCGCUGCUGCCAAUAAACAAUGCUGUGAUCGGACUUCUUGUGCAAUAGUUAACGCACAAAUUGAAUACUGUUGUGUCAAUUCUUCAUAUCUUGCCAAGAUGAGUGAGGAGACAGAAUAUAACGUUGCUGCUAGGUACAGAGCGGUCAGGAAACAUCUGGAUAACUUGGGAUACAAGCAAGCAUUGUCAUUAGACGCUUUGCCUCUGAUAGAGACUCUAUUGGCCGAUCUUAUUCAAACUACUGACAGUCUCAAGCAUUUUAAAGCUAUUGCUCAGGAGAACGUCGAGGCAUGUAGUCAAUUGCAAUUGACAGUUGAUCCUUACAAAUGUGACAAUGCAAGAUUAGUGAGGGAAUGUAACCAGCUUCAUGCAGAUCUGAUAGAGGCUAAGGAAACACAUCAGAAACAAGUCAAGGAGCUUAAGAAGCAGAUACACAAAUUGGAAUGCGAGUGCAAUGAUCUGCAAUUGGCAUCUUCACGCAACAUACAUAAGAUAAAGGAGCUGGAGAGCGAGUCAGCUGCAAAAUCUAAGAAGAUAUUGGAACUGCAAGGCAAAUGCUCAAAGCCGACUAUCAUUAAUGUUGGACUAGCCGCUAAGAAGCGCUCCAGUUUUCCUCUUCGAAGAUCAGUGUUAGAGUCUGAGCCAAUGCCGAGAGCAAAGAGUAGUGUUGCGUUACCAAAAUUGAGCAAUGUGGAACCGAAGGUAAUAGAUAUGAUAAGCAUGGCAGAUCACAAAAUAAGCUGCUUGAAUCAUGAGGUAACGAAAUUAAGAGGGGAGCUAUUACUGCAGACUGACACAGUAGAGACCCUUGAGAAAGAGUUAACUGCAAAAGAGAAAGAAAUAAGUCGGUUAAGAAAAAUGUUGGAGGGUGGUCGUCCCUACACCGCUGUUAGCAAGGAUUGCGUCUGCAAAAAGCUGGAGAAGAAAGCUGGCGCUACGCACGAUGUCGUGGAAACUAGUCAAAUGCGAGUCUUUCAGCAAGCGAAAUUGGAGUUGGAGCAGCAGCUGAAAGAAGCUCUAAAUAAACAACAUGAUGCUAUGUCUCAGGCGAUGAAGCUAGCAGCGCGAAAUGAAGAGCUAGAGAAAGAAUUGAGAGAUAUAGAUCACGUUGCGUUAGCUGUAGAGGCUGACUGCAACUCUGCGGUGAAAGAGAACAACAGGAGAGUCUGCAGGCUUCAGGAAAAAUUAGAGGAUGUCAUGACGCAAGUGCAUGUCUUAGAGCGCGAGUUGACUGUAGAGCGUAGGGAGGUGCAGGAAUUGAGGGCGGAUCUAGAAGCAUGCAGGCUUGAGAAACGUAACAUUCAACGCACCUUAGAAUCCACGUUAGACGAGAAGAAACAAAUGACCGACAGGAUUAAUCAACUAACGAUCAUUGAGAAAAGUUUAAACCAUGAGAUAGGAAGAUUGACUAGAGAGAAUGAAAGCUAUAUACAAGCUUCCAAGAAUCACAGAGAUGAGAAGUACGGUGUGGAUCAUCAGGCAAUGGCUAAAGACGUGGAAGUUACGAAAGACAUGACUAAUCUCGACGUGCAAAGACGGAUCGACGAAGCGGAUCUACAAAUUGCGUCUCUGCAGCAGUCGAUUCAGCGAUUGGAAGCGGAACGGGAUCACUAUAGGAAGGAAUACAUCAAUUACCGCGAGGAGCAGCGCAAAGUGUCUGAAAAAGAUAACACUGAACUAUGGACUCGGAUCUGCGAGUUGAAGCGCGAGUUAGGCGACAAGGAGCAAGCGUUGAGCAAAAUGCAACGGGAAAAGGAGGACUUGUGCCACGAGAAGGAGGACUUGGAGACACGACUGCGAGCUUACAAGGGCCAGCAGAGACAGACAUGCGUCCCUUGCAGAUCGUGCAGCCUGUGCAAGCCCGUUCGUGCUUGUACCUGCGCGUCCAGCUCGCCGACAGCUGCAGCAGACGUAAGCACGACGAAGGCAAUGCGCGAACGUCUGGAGCGAGAACGGGAUACAGCCAGAGCGGACGUCGAACGAUUGAUAGAGGAACGUGACGCAUUGCGGGAGAGGCUUAAGAUGAUGGCGGAAGCUCACACGAACGAGCAAUUUCGUCUCAAGGAGAGCUUAGUCGAGGCAGAGAAUCGACUCAAGCAUAUAGAGAAAGAACGACAAGAUCUGUUGGUUACUCAGGGAACCAGGAGAGCGGCGAUAAACGGUCUAGAGGAUCAGUUGGACGACGUGCAGGAAGAAUUACGCCGCACCAAGCAGGAUUUGAUGACGCAGCGAACGCAAUAUUUUCAACUACGAACUCUGCAGGAUCAAACUGACCAAGCGCUCGGAGACGCUCAGGGCCAAUUGUCGCAAGCGGAGUCGGAGCUGAAUAAAGCUAUCGAUCUUAAUAGAAGUAUGGAACAGCAACAGGCUCAGCUGAAUGAUCAGAUCAAGGAACUGAAGCAGGAAAUUAAUACUCUGCGCUCGAGUAUGACACUCCUGGACCAAGAGAAGGAUCGAUUGUUGAUGGCUUUGGACGAGAAGACAGAGAGGAUCGCCGCGUUGGAGCGGGAACUGGUGCACAAGGACCAGCAAACGGAAGGGAUGCAGCAGCAGGUUCGCGACUUACAGCAUAAAAACGAAAUAUGCGUCGAUCAGAGCGCCGAGCAGGAACGGCAGCUGAGGUCGCUGCAGCUGGAGAUGGAGACGAUCCAACGGCAGUUCGAUGCCGCGUCAAUCGACCGCGAGAACGCGAUUCAGGAGAAUCGGAAGCUGCAGGACGACUUGGCCGCAGCGACCUGCGAGGUGCGCAAUAUGCAGCGCGAGUUGGAGGCUUCGCGCGCUGAGGCCUACGACCUCAAGAGGCAGCUGCAGACCUACGUGAGCGAGGUUCGCCGCGCUGAGGAACUCCUCAACCGAAAGGAGAAUGAGAGGACAGAGAUGUUGAACCACUUCCGCAGCCUCAGCCUGGAGGCGACAGUCUUGGAAACCAACAAUCACAGCUUGGAAUCCGAAGCGGCGGAAGCCAGGGGCGCCCUGCAGACGGCGAGGCACCAGAUGCUCGACCUGGAACGUCAACUGGCCGACAGAGACUGCUUGAUCAAAGGCUACGAGACUCAGAUAAGCAAACUGACGCAGAGUGUCGCCAACAUGGAGACACAGCUGCGACAGCAGACCGAGCAGAAGCUCCACGCCGAGUCCGAUCUCAUGGCGAUCAGGGACCUGUGCGUGAAACUGGAUCAGCAAAAGGACGCGCUUCUGGAGCAACUCGGCGACAAGAAUUCAGCAAAAGCGCACUACGAGGCGCAGCUGUCCAGGCUGAAGGCCGAGCAGAGCGUCGCGGAAGACCAGAUGAUCCGGGAUCGUGUGACGGUGGAGCGGCUGGAGACCCUUUUGGACCAAGCGAGGCAGGAAUCGAUCAACGCGCAAGCCAUCAAUCAGGAACUGGAGAACGAGAUCGCCCGGCUAAAGCAGAGGAUCAGCGAGCUUCAGAGCAAACUGUCGUCCGAAUCCGUGGAGCUCAGGCGGUAUCAGACUCAAGCGGCGGAGUAUAACAAGCAGGUCAGCGAGCUUCGCAGACAAGUCACCAAUGAAAGGUUCGACCGAGCGAGGAAGGAAGAGGAAAGUCGCAGGUCGCUAAACUCGAGCCCGGACAGUUUCAAUGUAGACUUAAAUUUAAUCGUGUAGGACACUACAUACGAUGUCUCUUGAUCCCCGUAGAUAUUUGCAGCGGGGUGACAUCGGUGGUACCGACAUAGACACUGCGAGACGCACGAAUCGAUUCGACGCGUCCAACCCCGACAUCGUAGCUUGCGCGUGCACCAAGCAUCGUCAAGCACGUCCUGGCGCGGCCGACUGCAACGUGUGUCGUAUCAAUAUAAUUAUAUGUCCGGAACGAGCGGCAACCUGCGGAGCCGACGAGUCACGCGGUCAAGGGAAUGAGACUCCCUCGGGCAAGGAUCAGCGGAAUAAAGCGGUAUCUACGGAUUCUUUCAAGAACGCGUCGUACGGAUUCGCCACGACGCUGCAGCGUGCAAACUUCGUUACGGACGAAGGACAUCUGGAGGAUCUACCGACCUCCACUCCUUUGCGAGCCCUGAAGACGGAAAUCUUGGAGGAGACGAGCCAGGCGACUGAAAGGAUGCAAGAUAAGAGCGUUGAAACCGAAUUCGCGAAGGAUGCGUCAUCGGAGGCUCCGUCGAAGACCCUGUUGGACUUGUUGAGAGACGAUCGGGUACAGCCUCGACGUUGCUUCUGCUCUGAGCCUCGCAUAGUCCCGCGCGGGAUCAGGAGGGUUAUCGCGGUGAACACGAUGAAAAGAAUACCUGCGUGUCAAAGAUCGAACAACGUGUACGCGUGUAGGAAAUUUAAUAGAAGACAUUUCGUGCGGUAUUAUCCAACGAACAACGGUGAAGUCGACGGUCUUCACGGUGCAAGCAGCAAGAGCAAGGAUGAAGAUCGUCCUUUCAAUAUGUACAGCAAUCCGAGCGAUCACGAGGCACUCCGGACCGAUAAGAAACGGAGCGAUCGAGUUGCAAAGACGACCUCGAGGAGUCGCGUUGAAGAUCGAUCAAAGCGUCCAAGAGACUCGAUGGAGCAUAGCUGGAACAAUCAGGACGUUCGAAAGGAAUGGACGUAUGUAGAAUAUUUGAUGAACGAUACGUUGAGACUGUUAGGUGGCACAAGCGCGUUGGGAGAGAAGAGGCUGAAGAUCAGAGAGACGCGCAAAGAGAAUCGCAACGGCAGACUCUGCGAGGCGCGAACUUCCACGGGUGUUGACUGAGAAAUCAAUGAAGAACUUGGGAGAACACCAAUGAUACCGAACAAGACUGCCGAGAAGAAACGGAAAUUGCUUCACAGAUCUCGUGCAUUGAACAAGUGACCUUUGGUGUGCAGAAAGUAGACGAAGUAACGAAAUAAUUUAGUUUAAAGUAUCUCUAAUCAAGAUAUAUAGUAAUUUUAACUCGCCUGAUUCAUCAGCUGACGUCGCAAUAAAUUCUUUUAUACUCUU
Messenger RNA from Harpegnathos saltator (Jerdon's jumping ant), 5344 nucleotides. RefSeq names its product centrosomal protein of 135 kDa. The transcript has 20 exons. NCBI's taxonomy places the organism in Eukaryota, Metazoa, Arthropoda, Insecta, Hymenoptera, Formicidae. Bases 496 to 4020 code for a protein of 1174 amino acids. The record is from RefSeq and is a predicted model, not a curated record.